Cyprinodon variegatus (sheepshead minnow) is the source of this 925-nucleotide messenger RNA. Its product is annotated as transcription factor 24-like. The transcript has 4 exons. The record is from RefSeq and is a predicted model, not a curated record. Gene Ontology annotation, biological process: regulation of transcription by RNA polymerase II; developmental process. The coding region runs from base 230 to 907 and encodes 225 amino acids. Lineage: Eukaryota; Metazoa; Chordata; Actinopteri; Cyprinodontiformes; Cyprinodontidae. Gene Ontology annotation, molecular function: DNA-binding transcription factor activity, RNA polymerase II-specific; RNA polymerase II transcription regulatory region sequence-specific DNA binding; protein dimerization activity.
CCGUGUCUGCAGUCUUCACCAGCUGCCUGAUGGUUGAGGGUGGGCCGGGGGUCCUACAGAGGAUCAGGCAGCGUUGGGGUAGCGGACCAGAACCAGAAGGAUGUGAUGAGUAUUUAAAGCUGCUUCAGUCAGUAGCUUCUUCUGAGAUCUGGAUCAGGCUCUAAAGAUGAGAAGAUGACCUCAGGUCAUCAGCUUUGUUGUGUUUUCACUGAAUUACCUACCAGACAGAAUGAACUCUCCUCACAGCCGCCUGCUGCGCUCUGAAGCAGACCUCCAUCCGGCCAAUCAAAACACAUCCAGCAGAGGGGGGGGGACUUCUCCACACUUACAUGGCGUUUGCUGCUGCUCUCCGGCCGGAUCCAUGGCGGUCAGUCCUCUGGAGGGUCUCAUGUCAGUGACAGUGAAGCAGCAGCUGGGAUCCAGCAGCGCUGCAGCCGACCGCCCAGCAUCCCUGCAGGGACCCAGAGACAAAUCCAGGAAGUGGGAGCAGGCUGUGUGUGGGUCCAGGUCCCACUCUGGCCCCGUGCUCCACAGCAGGCCCCUGAGGACUCAGCACUCCCCAGAAAAUGCAGCCAGAGAGAGGAGCAGGGUGCGUAACCUGCGGCAGGCCUUCCACAGCCUACAGGCAGCUCUGCCUUCAGUCCCACCUGACACCAAGCUCUCCAAGCUGGAUGUUCUGGUUCUGGCUACAAACUACAUAGCACACCUGACAGAGACGUUGGACCAGGACGGGGGGGUGAUGGAGCACUCUGUGCCGCCCCGGCCGGGGGGGUACCUGCAUCCUGUUAAGAAGUGGCCCAUGCGUUCCCUCCUCUACUGUGGCUCUGUGGGAGACCUGCUGUCAGCCAAUCAGAGACCUCAGCACGGCCAUGACGCCACGCGCCCUCUGACACCAGACGAGCAGUGAAGACCCACCAUCCCUAGA